AUGGUUUCCGCCGAAGUGGCCCGCAACAUUGUCGGCAUCAUAGGCAAUGUCAUCUCCUUCGGCCUCUUCCUCUCCCCUGUGCCGACGUUCUGGCGGAUCUACAAGGCCAAGGACGUGGAGGAGUUCAAACCGGACCCCUACUUGGCGACGCUCAUGAACUGCCUGCUCUGGUUCUUUUACGGGCUCCCCAUCGUCCACCCCAACAGCACCCUCGUCCUCACCAUCAACGGCAUCGGCCUCGUCAUUGAGGGCGCCUACAUCAUCAUCUUCAUCAUCUACGCAGCCAAGAACACAAGGUGGAAGAUGCUCGGCGUGCUCGCCCUCGAGGCGGCGUUCAUGGCUGUCGUGGUGGCCGGCGUGCUCCUCGGUGCCCACACCCAUGAGAAGCGCUCCAUGAUCGUAGGCAUCCUCUGCGUCAUCUUCGGCUCCAUCAUGUACGCCUCCCCGCUCACCAUCAUGGGUAAAGUGAUCAGGACCAAGAGUGUGGAGUACAUGCCAUUCUUCCUGUCGCUGGUGAACUUCCUCAAUGGCUGCUGCUGGAUGGGCUAUGCGCUCAUCAAGUUUGACAUCUACAUCACGAUCCCCAAUGCCCUCGGUACAAUCUUCGGCCUCAUCCAGCUGAUCCUGUACUUUUACUACUACAGAUUGAGCCCCAAGAAAGGCAAAAACGUGGAACUGCCCACUGUCCUCACCAAAAACGCCGUUACCAGCGGCAACGUCUCCGUCACCAUCGAAAAAUAA
This is a messenger RNA of Triticum urartu, 741 nucleotides long. Lineage: Eukaryota; Viridiplantae; Streptophyta; Magnoliopsida; Poales; Poaceae. The record is from RefSeq and is a predicted model, not a curated record.